Molecule: messenger RNA, 1536 nt
Organism: Aricia agestis (brown argus)
Lineage: Eukaryota; Metazoa; Arthropoda; Insecta; Lepidoptera; Lycaenidae
Exons: 7
Source: RefSeq, a predicted model, not a curated record
AUGGCCGACCCUGCGGUAGAGGCGCCGCCCGCCGCCAGCCUGCGCUCCGACCGCUCCACCGAGCAGCUGAUCAGCGCCACCCCGCACGCCCCGCUCGCUCCCGCCCGUGCCCCCAGCGCCGGCAGCGCCGAGGCCCCCAGUGACAAGAGACAUGGAUCCAAACGAGUGGUUGUGUUCCUCGGCCUCGCGCAGGUGCUGCUGGGCGCGCUGCUGGUGGGCGCGGGCGCCCUGGCGGUGGUGAAGGGCGCCGCCCUGGCCCGCGUGGGCGCGGGACUGUGGGCGGGCUGCGUGGCGGUGGUGGGCGGCGUGGUCGGCGUGCUGGCCGGCGUCAACGACUGCUACGGCCUCAGCUCCGCCUCCAGCAGGUGAGGGGGCCCCAUGAUGACGGCGUUCCUGGCGCUGUCACUGCUGUGCCUGGCGUGCGGCAACAGCGCGGCCGUGCUCGCCGCCACCGGCCUGCAGCGCGACGCGCUCCGCCCGCCCCAGCCCAGCCCCAGCUUCGAGGACGAGAUGCAAGCUUGGACGCCGGUGCUGACCAACAUAUCUGUGCUCAUCAUAGCCGCACUACACUGCCUGGUCUGCGUCGCCUCCAUCUACCACCUGUCCCGGCGGGUGUGCCCCUGUCUCCGGCCCAAGCAGGCCUUCGACCACAACCAGUUCGACCCCACCUACAAGCCCUGCGUCUACCACGUCGACGAGAAGAAGGGCCAGGAGCGCAGCGAGCUCGCCAAAGACUUGGAGACGAAGCUCCACGGUGAUACUAUGAAGAAGAAGAAGGAGGAGCCUGCAGAGUUCGGCAGCGCCAACAGCAAGGAGAAGUUGGUGACACGGUGGCUGGGGCAGGCCGCCCCCGUCCCCGUCCCCGCAGUCCGCCCUCGCCGCCCGCCCGGCGUCAGGAAGACGCGGAAACCGCCCCCGGUCAUGCUGGUGCCUGCGCAUCCUGCUAGCACGCUGGGUCGUAUGCCGAUGGGCGUGAGCGUGGUGAUGGGGCCGCGGUACGCCACGCUGCCGCUGCCGCCGUACGCGCCGCCGCCGCCGAUGUACUACCCCAUGCCCGACGCGCGCAUGCGUCGUCGUGCCCCACGUUCAGACCGGAGCGCCCGGGAGGCGGGCACGCGGGAGCGGCGCGGGCGGCGCGCGCGCGGUACGCAGCUCACGCGCUCGCUGGAGCGUAUACACCGCCGCCGCCGGGAACCGCCCACUGUCGACGACCUGAAGAGGACGUACACGGGGCUGGACAGGGCAUACGCGGAACAGUUCAUAGCGGUGUGCGACGAGAGCCGACUGGCGACUGAGCACCACGACUCGCUCGCCACCACCGCCACCAACACCAACACCACCGACUCCGACGACCACCAGGACCCUCGCGACGCCAAGCGCUAACGCCCCAUGCUCCCAGGCGCUAACACCCAACGAGCAUUUGGCAAUAACGCCUUGUGCAGGAGCGAUCGCAUCACGUGACGCUUCUAGGCGCUAAUGCUCGAAGCGAUACUACCAGGCCCUAAUGCUUUUAGUGACGUCGCUACCAGAUUACCA